UGAAAAAUAAACGCAGUGAAGAUUGUAGCUGUAGUUCGCCGAGUGGACAUCAAUGGAUGAAGUCUCCAGAAACCCUAGCUUCGACGUCAUCAUCAUCGGCGCCGGAAUAAUGGGCAGCUGCGCCGCCUACGAGGCCGCGAAGAGGGGGAAGAAAGUCCUACUCCUCGAGCAAUUCGAUCUUCUCCAUCAUCUCGGCUCCUCUCACGGCGAAUCCCGCACCAUCCGCGCUACCUACUCUGCUCCCCACUACCCUCCCAUGGCCAUCGAAUCCGCACGCCUCUGGGAACAAGCUCAGGCCCAUUCCGGCUACCGUGUUCUAACCAGAACCAGUCAUCUCGACCUCGGCUCAGCCAGCAACCCCGCCCUCCAAUCCAUAAUUCGUAACUGCUCCACAAAUCCCCUCGCCCUCAAGGUGCUCGACACGGAGUCCCAACUCGCCGAACAGUUCUCCGGCGCCUUUCGGCUUCCGGUCGGCUGGCUUUCCGUCUCCACCGCCCUCGGUGGCGUUAUCAAACCCACUAAAGCCGUCUCGAUGUUCCAAUCCCUAGCGUUCCGGCACGGAGCGACGAUCAGAGACCGCACCGAGGUAACUGAGAUCGAACGAGAUGAAGUCGGUAUCAUCCGAGUCUCGACGGCCGAUGGCCGACAAUUCCGUGGAAACAAGUGCGUGGUGACCGUCGGAGCAUGGAGUGGGAAAUUGAUCAAAAAAAUUACAGGGUUGGAGCUUCCGAUCGAGCCCUUUCAUAUCUUGACCUGGUAUUGGAAGAUCAAGGGGGAGUUCCAGGCGGACAUGUCAGUGGAGGGGGGAUUCCCGACCUUCGCCUACUACGGGGAGCCGCACUUGUACAGCACGCCAUCGAUGGAGUUCCCCGGACUGAUCAAAAUCUCAUUAGUAUCCGGCUGGGCUUGCGAUCCGGAUCGUCGGGACUGGACGAUUGGCGGAGGAGAUGUAAGUGAAGUGGUGAAGCAAGUGGCGGAAUGGAUUGAAUUGGUGAUGCCGGGGAGGAUCGAGACGGCGAGGGGACCGGUGAUGACGCAGCCUUGUAUGGUAUCAAUGACGCCGGAUUUGGAUUAUGUGAUUGAUUUUGUAGGCGGGGAGUUUGGAAAGGAUGUGGUGGUGGCCGGAGGGUUUUCCGGCCAUGGUUUCAAGAUGGGGCCUUUGGUGGGACGGAUUCUAGCUGAGAUGGCCAUUGCCGGCGAGACUGAAUCGCUGGGGAAGAUUGGUGUGGACGUCAAUGUGUUUCGUAUGGGAAGGUUUAAGGAGAACCCCAAGGGUAAUGAAUGGUAAGGAAGGACAUCAAAGUUCUUGUUGUUGCUCUUCCAGUGCAGUGAGGAGGUUUCGUUUCCAUUUUCUUACUCUGUUCUGUACAAUAUUUCUUGUUCUUAUGGAAGAAGAUGGAACCAUUUUUGGUAAAGUCAUAUUGAUUUAUGGUUUUGGAGUCAAAAAAAGGAUUUUGAACAUAUAAAAGCAAGCCUUUAAUAAAGUGGUAGAGUUCCUAAUUAGAAAUAACUAAGUCAAAUGUUAGUAAGAUCAAAAGAACAAGAGCUUGGUUUGAAUUGACUUUACCAAAAAUGCUUUAUUAACUUGAAGGCAAGCCUAGUCAAUAGUGUGUGACAUGAUGACUGAUAAGAGAUAGAUUUGGUCAAAAGGGCAUGGUUAAAUUAAGAAA
This is a messenger RNA of Phalaenopsis equestris, 1670 nucleotides long. RefSeq names its product probable sarcosine oxidase. Gene Ontology annotation, molecular function: flavin adenine dinucleotide binding; sarcosine oxidase activity. The record is from RefSeq and is a predicted model, not a curated record. The coding region runs from base 53 to 1288 and encodes 411 amino acids. The transcript has a single exon. Lineage: Eukaryota; Viridiplantae; Streptophyta; Magnoliopsida; Asparagales; Orchidaceae.